AUGUUCCGAAAUCAGUACGAUCAUGAUGUCAGCAUUUGGAGUCCACAGGGUCGUAUUUAUCAAAUUGAAUAUGCAAUGGAAGCGGUAAAACAAGGUGCUGCUACGGUUGCUCUGAAAUCCAAAACUCAUGUUGUUUUAUGUGCUUUAAAACGAGCACCAUCCGAAUUAUCAGCACAUCAGAAAAAAAUCAUGUUCAUCGAUGAUCAUAUUGGAGUAUCAAUAGCUGGGUUAGCGUCUGAUGCACGCAUAUUAUGUCGUUUCAUGCGUACUGAAUGUAUAAACCAUCAAUAUGCAUUUGAUAAACCAAUGCCUGUAACAAAAUUAAUGGAUAAUGUUAGCAAUAAAUGUCAGGUACCAACACAACGUUAUGGAAGACGCCCGUUUGGUGUUGGAUUUCUAAUGGCUGGUUAUGAUGAGAAGGGUACUCAUUUAUACCAGUUGUGUCCAUCGGCAAAUUAUUAUUCAUGUAAAUCAAUGGCUAUUGGUUCACGUUCACAGUCAGCACGAACGUAUCUAGAAAAAAACUUAGAUAAAUUUGUCGAUUCAAAUCAAGAUGAACUAAUUAAACAUUGUAUGCGUGCACUAAGAGAUACAUUACCGAAUGAAGUUGAGCUAACUGCUAAAAAUUGUGCUGUCGCUAUUGUUGGAAAAGACUGUCCAUUUGAACUUUUGAAAGAUGAACGUGUUGGAACAUAUUUAACAGCAAUCGAAGGUGACGAACGUGCUCCACAAGUCGGUCAAGAUGAUACAUUGCCAAGUUAUGAUGAUGAUUUACCACCUCCACCACCGCCUCCUAGUGAUCCAAGAACCAUUGUAGCAACUGAGCGAAUGGAAACUUGA
This is a messenger RNA of Didymodactylos carnosus, 840 nucleotides long. The record is from the annotation of a GenBank genome assembly. NCBI's taxonomy places the organism in Eukaryota, Metazoa, Rotifera, Eurotatoria, Philodinida, Philodinidae.